Erinaceus europaeus (western European hedgehog) is the source of this 5177-nucleotide messenger RNA. It is a transcript of the gene DSG3, whose product is annotated as desmoglein 3. Bases 156 to 3122 code for a protein of 988 amino acids. NCBI's taxonomy places the organism in Eukaryota, Metazoa, Chordata, Mammalia, Eulipotyphla, Erinaceidae. The transcript has 16 exons. Gene Ontology annotation, cellular component: desmosome; plasma membrane. The record is from RefSeq and is a predicted model, not a curated record. Gene Ontology annotation, biological process: homophilic cell-cell adhesion. Gene Ontology annotation, molecular function: calcium ion binding.
UGAGACCAACCCUUGAUUUGGGAAGGGGAGGAACCUCAUAACAGGCCAUCUGUAAAGACACAGCAAAAGGACUUUUCUUAGACCUCAUAUGCAGACAGUUGGAGGGCCUGAAGCAGGAGCUCCCUUGGAUUUGGUGACCAGAAGACUUAGUGACAAUGAAUUGGUUCUUUUUCAGGACUACAGGGGCUCUGGCCAUUUUAAUGGUGAUUGUAUUGGUUCAUGGAGAAUUGAGACUAGAGACAAAAAGUCAACAUGGAGAAGAUGAGAUGGCAGUACAGCCAGCCAGAAGAAGAUAUAAACGUGAGUGGGUGAAGUUUGCGAAACCCUGCAGAGAAAGAGAAGACAACUCCAAAAGAAACCCAAUUGCCAAAAUUUCUUCAGACUUCCAAGCAAAUCAGAAAAUUUUCUACAGAAUUUCUGGAAUGGGAAUUGAUGAGCCCCCUCGAGGAAUCUUUGUUAUUGAUGAAAAUACAGGAGAAAUUAACAUAACAUCCAUAGUUGACCGGGAGCAAACUCCAAGUUUUCAGAUCACAUGUCGUGCAAUAAAUAUCCACGGCAGAGAGAUGGAGAGACCACUAGUAUUGGUAGUCAAGAUCUUAGAUGUCAAUGACAAUCCUCCAGUAUUUUCGCAAAGUGUAUUCAUGGGUGAGAUUGAAGAAAAUAGUGCCUCAAAUUCUCUGGUGAUGAUACUGAAUGCCACAGACGCAGAUGAACCGAAUAAUCUGAACUCUAAAAUUGCCUUCAAAAUCAUCUCUCAGGAGCCUGCAGGCAUGCCCAUGUUUCUCCUAAGCAGACACACUGGGGAAGUCCACACUAUGACUAAUACUCUGGAUAGAGAGCAAGUUAGCAGCUAUCGUCUGGUUGUAAGUGGUGCAGACAGAGAUGGAGAAGGACUAUCAUCUCAUUGUGAAUGUAGCAUUAAAGUGAAAGAUGUCAAUGAUAAUUUCCCAAUAUUUAAGGAAUCACAGUAUUCAGGACGUAUUGAAGAAAACAGUUUAAGUUCUGAGUUACUUCGAUUUCAAGUAACUGAUUGGGAUGAAGAGUUUACAGAUAACUGGCUUGCCGUGUAUUACUUUACCUCUGGAAAUGAAGGGAAUUGGUUUGAAAUACAAACUGAUCCCAGAACUAAUGAAGGUAUCCUGAAAGUGGUUAAGGCUCUGGAUUAUGAACAACUUCAAAAAGUACAGCUGAGUGUAGCUGUCAGAAACAAAGCUGAAUUUCACCACUCAGUAAUCUCUCAAUAUAAAGUUCAGUCAACCCCUGUCACAAUCCAAGUAAUCAAUAUAAAGGAAGGUAUUGCAUUCCAUCCUGCUUCCAAGACAUUUACUGUCCAGAAAGGCAUAAGCAGUAAAAAAUUGGUCAAUUACAUCCUAGGAACAUACCAAGCCAUUGAUGAAGAUACGAGAAAAGUUUCUUCAUCUGUCAGAUAUAUCAUGGGACGCAAUAAUGGUGGUUUACUAACUGUUGAUUCAAAAACUGGACAAAUUAAAUUUAUCAAAAACAUAGAUCGAGAUUUUUCUUUCAUACAUAACAAGACAAUCACAGCUGAGAUUCUGGCUAUAGAUGAAACCACAGGUCAAACUUCUACAGGAACUAUCUAUGUUAAAGUACCUGAUUUCAAUGAAAACUGUCCUACAAUUGUCUUCAGCGAGGAUGUUAUUUGCAGUUCAUCAUCUUCUGUGGUUGUCUCAGCAAGAGCACUAGACAGAGACAGAUAUACUGGUCCAUAUACAUUUUCACUGGAGGAGCAGCCACAAAAGUUGCCAGUUUUGUGGAGUAUUACAGCGCUUAAUGCUACAUCUGCACUUUUAAGAGCCGAGCAACAGUUAUCUCCUGACCAGUACAGAAUCCCCCUCAUAAUUACAGACAGUCAGAACCAACAGUGUGAGAUUCCAGAGAACAUGAUACUCGAGGUCUGUCAGUGUGAUGACAGGAACAUCUGUGGAAAUUCUGGUUCAUCCAAAGAUCCCGGAUCUGCAUAUACAAGGAGGUCAUCUGUGAGUCUGGGGCCUGCCGGCAUUGGACUACUGUUUCUUGGCCUUUUGAUGAUGCUUUUGGCCCCGCUUCUGCUGCUGAUGUGUGACUGUGGCUCAGGGGGUGUUGGGGGAGUUACAGGUGGAUUUAUCCCAGUUCCUGAUGGUUCAGAAGGAACAAUUCACAAGUGGGGAAUUGAAGGAGCCCAACCAGAAGACAAGGGUUUGCAUGAAAUCACAAAUAUCUGUGUGCCACCUAUCACAUCCGAUGGUGUUGAUUUCAUGGAAAAUUCUGAAGUUUGUACAAACACAUACGCUGGAGGAACCGUGGGAGAAGGAGCUUCGGGAAUGGAACUGACCCCCAGGCCUGGACCUGCAGUAGGAGCUGGAGCUGCCGGGGGAUUCGGAGCCACUAUCUGCUCUGGAGGACAGAGUGGAACUAUGAGAACAAGGCAUUCCACAGGAGGAAGCAACAGGGAUGGUGGGGAUGGAGCAGUUAAUAUGCACUUCCUGGAUUCUUACUUCUCACAGAAAGUACUUGUCUGUGCAGAGGAAGAUGAUGGCCAGGAAGCAAAUGACUGUUUGCUGAUCUACGACAACGAAGGCAUGGGUGGCUCUGGCUCUCCUGUGGGCUCCCUAGGCUGUUGCAGUUUCAUUGCUGAUGAUCUGGAUGAUAGCUUCUUGGACUCACUUGGCCCCAAAUUUAAAAAGCUUGCAGAAAUAAGCCUCGGACUUGGUGCUGAAGACCAACAAUUUCAACUACCCACCAAUGGCAGGGACUCUGGAAUUGAAUCUUGUGGCUAUGCUGUAGGAAUCCAGAAACAAGGAUCUGAUAGGUGCCAGACUUUGUCAGGCAGUCAAGGAUCUACUCUUGUGCACACUUGCAGUUCUACCUUCCAACCAGCCAUUUCCAUUCCUGACCCUUUGCAGGGUGGUAGCUAUUUGGUAACAGAAACUUACAAGACUACUGGUCCCCUGUUGCAACCUUCCCCGGUAGUCUGCGAUCCAUUAAUCACUCAAAAUAUAACAGUGACAGAAAGAGUGAUCUGCCCCAUUACCAAUGUUCCUGGCAACGUACAAGGUGCAACAGAGGUACGAGGGUCAUGUAAUAUGGUCUGUGCAGAAGAUCAUUGUUCCCUUCUGAUAUAACCAGAAUGGACUAGAAUUACAUACUGACUGAAUAUGGAUAUUUGGAUCAAGUCAUUCAAAACAGCAUAACAAAGCUCAUAUGAAUUGGCCUAAUUUGGAGCUUAUAUGCUCCUGUUCUAAACAGUACUGUUAACAGCUUAAAUUUUCUAAUUCUGACCCCCUAGCUGGAUAUGGCAUCACUUCUUAGUUUCAAAUAUUACUUAAAUGGUAGUAAAGCUUGAUGUUUUUUUUUUUAAAAAAAAAAAAAAGAAGAAGAAAAGAAAAGAAAAGAAAAUUCAGAGGUGAACUUUCCAAAGAACAAGGUUUACCACUUUAAAAGCAACGUAUUUUAGUGGAUUGAGCAUCCAGAGUCAAGAGUCCCAAAUCUUGUCUCUGUCAUCUUCUUUAUAUCAUUAAAAGAGUUGUGAAAGUGUUGAGGUGUUUGUGCCUUGGAGGGAAAGGACCUAGCCAUAGCCAAGUUUUUAUUAUUGAUGCUUUCCAAUAUGCUUGGUGCUGGGUGAAACUAAUGCAUCUUUUGCUCAAGUUAAGAGAUCAUGCGUGAAACCUCUUACACCACACAGUAAAACACUUCUGAAAUACAAAACUUAUAAAACAUGUAGGAAAGUCUACUAUAAUGUAGAUAAUAGUUUUGCUUUUUUUAAUCACCUUGAAAAAAGUCUAUCUGAACAAAACACUUUUUUAAUGGUCCUUGAAAACUUAUUUUUCAAAUGUUAGCAUGUAGCUAUAGCUUACAUAGGACAUGUAGUGGUGUUUGCUAUGGUAACAAUAUCAAGGAGAAUACAAAGAAUGGCUUUUCUCAUAACCAGUAGAAGCCUCUGACUAGAAUUCUUGGUGACAUUGUGAAUAUGUAAUAUAAGGAGCAUUUUAGGUUCGUGGAGGGGGUUCUGAGAUUAUUAGUAGUCUUUGUUUUUUAUGUCUUAUUCCUUUUAAAUCAGUAACAAUAGUUUAAUUCUCACACACAACAACUUUAAGAUAGUGAAGUUUAGAAUAUAGUGUCUUGUUUAUAUGACUGUGGUGGCAGUGUUGUUCUACAAAUCACUGUUAGCCAUUCAAAAUUUUCAGCUCUUAACUCAGAGAGAGUCCUUUCUACUUGUUGCAACUUCAGUCUUGGCUAAGUCUUCACAAGGUCAUUGUUUAGAUCCUCUGUCACUAAUUGCAUAUAAGCUUCUUCUCUAUGUUUGUUGCCAUUUUGAAAAUUUUAUAUUUGUUUCUAGUAUAUGAAAUGCAAAAUAAUAAAACUUAUAUUCAGAAUGGUGCAGUCUAGAAGGUAAUUUGGAGGAAAGAGAUUCCCUCAGUUCCAUAAUAUCUAAUGUUCUUUCCUCAGUGCUGUGGUUAUCAGCAAAGCAUAGCUAGAAUUGCUUGAGAAGUGCUGGGAUGUUCAUCUUCUGAGGCAAGGUAGCAAGAAUUGCAGGUGCAGGUCUCAAGGCUAGAAUAACUGGGCCCUAGAACUCCACCUUCCUAGAACUGAGAAAUUUCAAUUGCUAUUACUACCAGGGCCUCUUCUCAAGAAAAACUUGCUCUGGUUAUCUAGAGUACACAAAGUUGAUUUGUAUCUCUACUUAUAUUUGAGAGUUAAAUAAUCAUAAUAACCCUUAUUCUAAGUUCAAAAGUGUAUUCAGGAAUGUCAAAAUAGUUUAACCUUUCCUCUACAGUUCCAAGUGACCAUAGCAUGGGAAUUUUGCUAGACUGCCAAACUGCAAAAGAAACCAUGCCAUAGUAGCAAAGUUUAUAUAAAGAGAAAAUUAAAAUUAAAUAUCUUCACAGUGAAAGUGUGUUCUCUAGGAGAAUUUAAAUUAAUUUACCAUGUGCAAUUAAACUCAAAGAAACAUAGUAUCUUUUGUCCAAAAUUUAAAAAGUGUUUUAAAUAGGAAGAAAAUUUUAAAAUGACUUAAUAAUACUUUGUGUAUUAUAAAUUUCAAACUUAAACUUUAUCAGUGUAUUGUUGCUCUGGUAAAGCUGGCAAUAUGUGUACAAGUAUUUUGUUAACCAUUUUUGCAUUAUUAAAAUCUGAACUACUUUCUGUAAUUAAAUUAUCAAUAAAUGUUAAAAAAAUGA